Messenger RNA from Orussus abietinus, 2255 nucleotides. RefSeq names its product protein ST7 homolog. The coding region runs from base 435 to 1985 and encodes 516 amino acids. The transcript has a single exon. The record is from RefSeq and is a predicted model, not a curated record. Lineage: Eukaryota; Metazoa; Arthropoda; Insecta; Hymenoptera; Orussidae. Gene Ontology annotation, molecular function: protein binding.
CAUCUCUGCUAUCUAGCGUGAGUCGAUAAUCGCUACAAGUUUCCGAUAGUAUAGAGAACGUUCUUUGUGGAUCGUAAUUCAUUGACGUAACCGAGGCUACGCCAAGCUACGAUAUUUCGUUUACGUAUUGUCGGUACGAAUUAGUGGUACGGUGAAUAUUUAUGGAAGUAAUGAAAUUAAUUAUGAAGUAAUACAGUGCCGAAGGUGUAUUUAAUUAUAAAUAGAGUGGCGCUGCGGUGCUCUCACCGUCGACUGUAACAUGCCGUGAAACAGAGGUUAUGUUGCGAAUGAAACAACGGUUCGUAAGAGUUAAACAGAUAUAAUUUGAUUUGUGAGAGUAACCGAGAAUCUCUAAGUAUCUAAAGACUGAGGAAAACUCGUCCGAAAAAAACUGCUCGUUCAAUGACGUCGCCCACUUGCUGAGUUCUAUCUAAAUGGCUCUAUUAUUUACAAGUAUGUGGGACUCGACCAUGUUUCUGAGUACUUUAACGCCAAAGUUUUACGUUGCUUUAACUGGUACCUCAUCACUCAUCUCUGGACUGAUACUUAUAUUUGAGUGGUGGUACUUCAGAAAAUAUGGAACUUCCUUUAUUGAGCAGGUAUCCUUAAACCACAUAUCUCCUUGGAUCGGAGGAGGUGACGGUACAGGGGAUGGGAAUAACACAGGUGCAGGUGGCACUAAUUCCUCUAAUCAGCAAAACGUACCAGAAUGUAAAGUAUGGAGAAACCCGAUAAAUUUGUUUCGAGGAGCUGAAUAUCAGAGAUUUUACUGGGCAACCAACAAGGAGCCCUUAACAUAUUACGAUAUGAACUUGUCGGCUCAAGAUCAUCAAACAUUCUUUACGUGCGAAGGAGACACAGGAAAAGAGGAGUACAAACUCAUGCAGACAGCAUGGCGGGAGCGUAACCCAGUGGAAAGGAUUAAAACGGCGAGGAGUGCUCUCGAACGCAACCCUGACUGCGCUCCUGCAUACAUCUUACUGGCCGAGGAAGAAGCAACUACAAUUUUAGAAGCAGAGAAGAUCUUAAAGCAGGCACUGAAGGUAGCAGAAAAUAACUACAGGAAGUCUCAAAAUACUCAACACCAAGGCUCGAUAGCGGAAGCGAUCCACAGGAGAGAUACGAACGUUCUAAUUUAUAUCAAGAGGCGACUAGCCAUGUGUGCCCGAAAGCUCGGGAAGUUAAAGGAGGCAGUGAAGAUGUUUAGAGAUCUCACGAAGGAGGUCCCACCUAUCAUGAACGUCUUGAACAUUCACGAGAAUCUCAUAGAAGCAUUGCUCGAAAUGCAGGCAUACGCUGACGUGCAGGCUGUGCUAGCCAAAUACGACGACAUCAGCCUUCCAAAGUCUGCAACCAUCUGCUACACCGCCGCGCUACUAAAGGCGCGAGCAGUUGCAGACAAAUUCUCCCCAGACAUAGCGAGCAAAAGAGGACUAACGACGGCAGAGAUGACAGCGGUUGAGGCCAUACACAGAGCAGUGGAGUUUAAUCCACAUGUGCCGAAGUAUUUGUUAGAAAUGAAGCCUCUCAUCUUGCCACCGGAGCACGUUUUGAAACGAGGUGACUCGGAAGCUAUCGCGUACGCUUUCUUCCACCUCGCUCACUGGAAGCAAAUGGAGGGUGCACUGAAUUUACUACACUGUACUUGGGAAGGUACUUUCAGAAUGCUUCCGUACCCACUAGAAAGAGGACACUUAUUCUAUCCUUACCCGACGUGUACAGAGUGCGCGGAUAGAGAACUUUUACCUUCGUUCCACGAUGUAAGCGUGUACCCUAAGAAGGAGUUGCCAUUUUUUAUCCUUUUCACAGCAGGCCUCUGCUCCUUUACAGCAUUGUUGGCCCUGCUGACGCAUCAGUACCCUGACACGAUGGGUGUGGUGGCCCGAGCUAUGCUAGCUUGGCUCUCUCUUCCAUUUUAUUAUAUUCUGGACAAGCUUGAAGCGGUUUUACCAUCCAACCUCUUGCAGCAGCUCUCUCGAAUAUAACUCCUUUCUUGGAUCUCUAUAACGAAACCGUAAUGUGAUAUAUUUAUGAUAAUUAAGCUUUUGCCCCAUUUUCCGUCUAAUGGUUCUGUGUAAUGUACCUACAUGUGUAUAUAUACACGCUCGAGCGUACUUUCCCACUCCCCAUGGACUGAUGUUUCCACAUAUGUAUAGUUCUAUUUGUUUACUUAUCAUCAUAAGUCAGUUAACUCCAACGUCGCAUGACUAAGUGUACAGAUAAACAAGCUGAAUAUAAGAUUUUAUGUGACUUUU